AUGCUUAGAACAAUUACAAACAGAUUAGCUACUCAAUCAAGAGCUCCAAUCUCAAGAUCAUUCUUAAGAUUAAACUCCUCAUUAGCCAUCCCAGAAACUCAAAAAGGUGUUAUCUUUUACGAAAAUGGUGGUAAAUUAGAAUACAAAGAUCUUCCAGUUCCAACUCCAAAAGCCAACGAAAUUUUAAUCAAUGUUAAAUACUCUGGUGUUUGUCACACUGAUUUACACGCCUGGAAAGGUGAUUGGCCAUUACCAGUUAAGUUACCAUUAGUUGGUGGUCACGAAGGUGCUGGUGUUGUUGUUGCCAAAGGUAGUUCAGUUAAAAACUUCGAAAUUGGUGAUAUUGCCGGUAUUAAAUGGUUAAACGGUUCAUGUAUGUCAUGUGAAUUAUGUGAACAAGGUUACGAAUCAAACUGUAUCCAAGCUGAUUUAUCAGGUUACACCCAUGAUGGUUCUUUCCAACAAUAUGCUACUGCUGAUGCCGUUCAAGCUGCUAAAAUUCCAAAAGGUACUGAUUUAGCUAACAUUGCUCCAAUCUUAUGUGCUGGUGUUACUGUUUACAAAGCUUUGAAAACCGCUGAUUUGAAACCAGGUCAAUGGGUUGCCAUUUCAGGUGCUGCUGGUGGUUUAGGUUCUUUAGCUACCCAAUACGCUAAAGCCAUGGGUUUAAGAGUCUUAGGUAUUGAUGGUGGUGAAGAAAAAGAACAAUUAUUCAAAUCCUUAGGUGGUGAAGUCUUUAUUGAUUUCAAAAAAGAAAAAAACAUUGUUGAAGCUAUCCAAAACGCUACCAACGGUGGUCCACACGGUGUUAUCAACGUUUCUGUUGCUGAAGCUGCUAUUUCUCAAUCAACUGAAUACGUUAGACCAACCGGUACUGUUGUUUUAGUUGGUUUACCAGCCGGUGCUGUUUGUAAAUCAGAAGUUUUCUCACACGUUGUUAAAUCUAUCUCAAUUAAAGGUUCAUACGUUGGUAACAGAGCUGAUACCAGAGAAGCUAUUGAUUUCUUCACCAGAGGUUUAGUUAAAUCACCAAUCAAAAUUGUUGGUUUAUCUGAAUUACCAGAAGUUUACGAAUUAAUGGAACAAGGUAAAAUCUUGGGUCGUUACGUUGUUGAUACUUCUAAAUAA
Hansenula anomala is the source of this 1128-nucleotide messenger RNA. RefSeq names its product alcohol dehydrogenase ADH3 (gene ADH3). Gene Ontology annotation, molecular function: zinc ion binding; oxidoreductase activity. The transcript has a single exon. Lineage: Eukaryota; Fungi; Ascomycota; Saccharomycetes; Phaffomycetales; Wickerhamomycetaceae. The record is from RefSeq and is a predicted model, not a curated record. The coding region runs from base 1 to 1128 and encodes 375 amino acids.